Musa acuminata AAA Group (dessert banana) is the source of this 1815-nucleotide messenger RNA. RefSeq names its product cytochrome P450 716B1-like. Gene Ontology annotation, biological process: sterol metabolic process. Bases 221 to 1645 code for a protein of 474 amino acids. The record is from RefSeq and is a predicted model, not a curated record. The transcript is spliced from 4 exons. Gene Ontology annotation, molecular function: monooxygenase activity; iron ion binding; oxidoreductase activity, acting on paired donors, with incorporation or reduction of molecular oxygen. NCBI's taxonomy places the organism in Eukaryota, Viridiplantae, Streptophyta, Magnoliopsida, Zingiberales, Musaceae.
UUGGAUUUGUCUGUUCCUACAGCAACUUAGCUUUCCAUGGACAUCCGAAUCUAAAGCCAAAUCUAAAAAUCAAGUGCGGCCAAUCCCGGCGGACAGCGCAGCCCAAUCAACGAGCCUUGUCCGUACUCCUACGGCAUCUUCGCUUUACCAUAAAGAAUCAUGCGAGUUAUUUGCUGUGAUCGACCUCUGUGACACUGAACGAGUUCGAUCUCUGAACAAGAUGACUGCCGGAAUCAUAUCAUUCGUUCUCUUCCUUGCACUGCUUCCAUUCUUUCGACUGCUGCGCACAGCACGUAGGUCAUCCAAGAAGCUGCCUCCUGGCUCACUCGGCCUCCCUUUCAUCGGCCAGAGCUUCGGCCUUCUCCGAGCGAUGAGGGCCAACACCGGCGAGCGGUGGCUCGCUCGAAGGGUGAGCAAGUAUGGACCGAUCUCGAAGCUCUCCCUUUUCGGCAGCCGGGCAGUCCUCCUGACCGGUCCGGCGGCCAACAAGUUCAUCUUCUUCAGCGAAGCACUCGUCCCGCAGCAGCCCAAGUCGAUCACCGGAAUCAUAGGAAGAAGGAACAUACUGGAAUUGGUGGGAGAGGAUCACAGGCGUGUUAGAGGUGCACUUGCACACUUUCUGAAGCCAGAAGUGCUGAAGCAGUACGUAGCCAUGAUCGACCGGGAAGUCAGGCAUCAUCUGGAGACGAACUGGGUCGGCAGAAGGAGUGUGACGGUGAUGCCAUUGAUGAAGACUCUCACGUUUGACAUCAUCUGCUCGCUCGUUAUUGGGCUGGAGAAAGGAUCCCUCCGGGAGGCGCUGGAGGAGGCCUUCACCGACAUGUUGCCCGGGAUGUGGGCGGUGCCGCUGAAUCUACCAUUCACCAAAUUCCGCAGGAGCCUGAGGGCAAGCCGAAGAGCUCGGAAAGUGCUCGCCGGUGUGAUCGAGAAGAAGAAGGACAUGUUGAAGCAAGGCAGGUGCUCCCGGGACGAGGACCUCAUCACCUACAUGCUUAGCUUGGGCGGCGAAGACGACGCCAGAGAAAUGACCGAGGAGGAGAUUCUGGACAACCUAAUGCUCGUCAUGUUUGCCGGGUAUGAUACUUCUGCCGCUCUGAUCACCUUCAUGAUCCGCCACCUCGCCGACGAUCCUGUCAACCGAACGAUUGUUAUCCAUGAGCAACAAGAGAUUGCAAAGGGGAAGGCCUCAGGAGAAGCCCUGACAUUGAGUGAUCUCAACAAGAUGAAGCACACAUGGUGUGCAGCGAUGGAGAUUCUGAGAAUGAUUCCUCCAAUCUUUGGGAACUUUAGAAGGGCUCUGAAAGACAUCGAGUAUGAAGGUUACCUCAUUCCGAAAGGGUGGCUGGUGUUCUGGGCAUCAAGCAUCACACAGAUGGACGAGCAUAUCUUUGAGGAUCCAAAUAAGUUCGAUCCAACGCGGUUCGAGAAGCAGUCAUCAGUGCCUCCCUGCUCUUUUGUGGCAUUUGGUGGAGGGCCAAGGAUGUGCCCCGGCAAUGAGUUUGCAAGGAUGGAGACACUGGUGAUGAUGCAUUAUGUGGCCACUAGAUUCAACUGGAGAUUGUGCUGCGAGGAGAAUGGCUUCUCCAGGGAUCCCAUGCCGUCUCCCUCGCAGGGACUUCCAGUUGAACUCGAGCUUAAGGACUAAUCAGCCAAAACCAGCUUAAAAUAACUCGAAAGUUUGAACUCUGGCUACCUGUUCUGCUUAAUAAUCGCAGAAAAUAAUGAUGUAAAGUGUUUGGAAUGGGUUUGAUCAUGUCAACACUAGAUUGGUUGAAACUCGAAAUUUUAAGGGAAAUCAAAGUUUAACUCACUAAA